Molecule: messenger RNA, 3597 nt
Organism: Clonostachys solani
Lineage: Eukaryota; Fungi; Ascomycota; Sordariomycetes; Hypocreales; Bionectriaceae
Source: the annotation of a GenBank genome assembly
AUGAUGGAUUCUUCCAAGUUAUUCGACCAACCAUAUAGGAGCUCGGCUCCUGGCAGCAAAGCGCAGUCAUUGAUGCCAAAGCUGCCAGAAAUUAAACCACCGGCGAAUACCGGCGGCUCUAGUGCUGGUGCUCCAGUCUUUGGGACCCAAACAGCAGCGCCAUCCUCAUCCUCAUCCUCGUCAUCCACAAGCUUCAAAUUCAACAUUAUCAGCGUUUCAUCUGCUCCUCAAAAGCCUCAACUGCCUCCUAGUACCAAGCCAUCCAAUGGAGCCACCGAUCCGCAACAGAAAGUGGCGCUGCCAGAGGAGAAGCACACUGAGACCAGUUCUGGCCAGAAGCUCAGCACAGUCCUUCUCACCACCAUUGAUCUUCCAUCCCCCAAUUUGGAUGCUAUGAGGAAGCAAACAACGCUUGCUCGGAUCAGAGAGACAAUGAAGAAGAAGUUUCCAUCAGCCACCCCGUUUUCUUUUUGCAAUGAAGAAGGUGCUUGCGCCCCAGAUACUAUCAGUCUCGAAGCCUACUUUGCUGGUUUGAAAAAACCACCCAGUGCCGUUGAUACAACGUUCAACAUCUAUGUUACGGCUGUUGUACCAGCUGGAAUGACAGCUGCAACUAUUGCCGCCUUGCUUUCCAAGCCAUUUUUCAUCAAAUUUCUCAGGGUUCUGGAUAGCAAGAGCAGCAACAUCGAAGGCUCUCUUGAUUCAUCCAUCUUCAAAGGGAAGAACGCAUCCAGCACGAGACUCAAUGUUCUGCGUGGAUUCGUCAAAUCCAUGAGUGUGGACGCAAAGCAGGAUACCUUUUGCUUGCCUGAUGGCACCCCCAUUCAAGAUGACGUUGCUUUCGAGCAGUACCUCAUGAUAGCGAAGCCAGCUAUCAAUCAGACGGAAAAAGUGCCUUCUAUACCAAUAUUUCUCAAAAAGUCAUCCCUUGUAGCUGUUCAGCCAACUAGCAACUUUAGUAGCGGCGGAUCAGGAGGAGGCAUAUCAGGACUGGGCGGUGCCAGAGGCGGUCAGUCGGGCUCUGCCGGAAUUGACCAGAGCGUUCUUGCAAAACUAGGUAGCUUGGACCUAGCGUUUACAGACCGUUCUGGCCGAGAACUGAGACGAGAUCAGACGAACCUGCAGGUGACUGAGACCCUUAACCAGAAAGAUUACGCCGCGUCUGGGACGAGCACAUUGGCACACGCUGGAAAGCUUAAUGAGGCAGAGUGGGAUCUUAUCUUGAAGAACUGCAAUGCAUUUUAUGGAUGGAUCAUUGAUUUUGACGGCAACAAAAUUGGCAGAGCGCCCCAUGCAGCAUUCCGUCUCCGUCGAGGUCUGAAUCUAGAAAAGGUCAAGAUCAAGAUUGAAGAAGAUGCACCCACGCCGACAGAACAGCCAUCACCUGAAACAAAGAGUGAUGAAAAACAGAUAGAAGGCAGUGAUAAGACUGAUGAAGAGAAGGCGGUAGUAAAGGCUGCACCACCCCCACCAAAACCGAAGCCUUUGGAGGUGGAGGACGUGCAAGAAUUCAUGCCUCGAAAGCCUCAAGGAAUUCCCAAUUUUUCUGUGACGGACGACUCCAGCAUCGAGGUCGCGGCUUAUCAGCAUGAAUUUGCCCAGUCCAUGGCCGAAAACCACUUCGACAAAACCACAUUCGAAAUUGAAGCAUCUGGAGUUAUCAAAGGCGUCACUGUUGGUGCCCAAGGUGGCGUAUCAACAGAGAAUGAAUCAGGCAAAACAUCAUCCUUCAAAACAAUGUCCAAGACACUCGUGGCCACAUACAGGAUUCCUCGUGUCACAGUCUUCUUACCAGCUGAAGACCUUGAACCUACUGACGAAUUCGCCGCCGCAAUCGCCAAGAUCAAAGACAGCCAAAACCUGUUCGAACUUCGCAAACUCCACCGCAUGUUCGGACAAAUCUUCUGCGCCGAGAUUGUUCUGGGAGGCUGUCUUCAAACUACCAAGACGCUCACUGCCGACGAGACAAAGGAGGAGACCUUGACUCGGAACAAAUUCAAGGGCAGUGUAGGAAUAGCCGUCGGCGUUCCAAAAAUUGCCAGCGGAUCAAUGAAGGCUUCUCAUGAGACACAAGACAUGAAAGAGGAAGGUUCCAGGUCCUUCCGACAGCAAGAACACAUGUCCUUCAAUGCCACCGGUGGCAACACGAUUUUAGCUGCUGACCCCCCUUCAUGGUUAGGCAGUGUUGGAUCCGACUUCAAUAAUUGGCGUGUUAUCGAGCAGCGGCAACUGAAACCUCUUGUUGACGUGGUUUCGGACAUACCGAAAUAUGAAGAAGUCAGAAUGUGGUUUCUACAGGCUGUGCCUAAACUCACCGAAUACAUUGUCAUCCCACAGAGCCGAACGCUGGACGCUCGAUUCAAGGUCCUGUUUCAACUGGAAGGCCUAUCUAGGGCGCUUGCUAGCUUGCAGGUCGGGAGAGAUCACCAGGAGAGCACGGACGAGGAUGUUGGCUUGACGAAAUCGACCAAGAACAAGGGACUCAAGAUCCAAACGUACUUGGCGCACAAUCCUGAGAAGCCGCCCACAUUUAUUCGGACAUAUGUCAAGCAAAUUCCACAUGCGCCGCUUGUAACCAAGUCGCCUCUUAGAUCUGAAAAGGGAAGAAUGGUCGUGGAUGUUACCACCAAAAUAUAUCAGACUGUCGACGCUACAACACAGGCUAUUUUUCAACCUUCAAGUACCCAAGCUCCGGUUCUUAUCGAUCCCAGAGCAUUCCCAGUUCAAUCAACUAACAAGGACAACCCCAUCAUUGAUAAGAGAACAGUAUGGCGAAUGGAAAUACCAUAUGGAUACAGCCUUACGCACGGCUCCCUUGUGUCCAUUAAAUCUCUAGCGAAAGAUGGAAAGUCUAUCUCGCUCACCGUGUAUCGCAACGCCCAGGGAGUGUUCUUACCCUCCAUCACAAGCUCAGAAGACCCUAUUUACUGGAGAGUUCUAAAAGCCAACCUCCAAGGUGGAGCAGACGCCAAGCAGCUUAAAUACGGCGACUCAGUUCGCCUGUCAUGGUCUUUUACUGAUCAGUCGAGCGGUUGGAGAGACUACUACGAUGAUUACUAUGGCAGAAGACGCUUUGAUCGUCCGUCAGAACUGAAGGAAGGGGAGGACUCCCUCUAUCUGAAAGCUCCCUUCCCACGAUUCGAGGAACUCGGAAGCCCACAGGGCAUGUCCCUGGUCAUGAGUCCCGCAAGCAACACGAACCCGAUCUUGCAAACUUUGAUGGUUCGCGACCCCAACAAACCAAGUGGGUUUGAAGAGGUCGCGUACAAUCUAUUUGAUAUUUCUUUCCGAAUGGACUUUGUUGGUCGAAAUGGCAAUGGCGAAGUGUUCGACUACAUGAAUGUGCCGGCUGACGAUGAUACCUUCAACAGCCGUGUUGACCUUGCGCAUGAGUGGACAGACCAAGAGAAGCAAUCCGUGCUUGAUGUGGGCAGCAGGGUUGUAAAUCAUGUUGGUAACACGUACGUCAAGCAAUUUGACAAUGUUGUCAAUGCCGUAUCGAGUGGUUCGCCUGGUACGAUUGCCAAGGAGCUCUUCAAGGGUGCUAUGAUGGUCAAUCCAAUUGGGGCUAUCACUAAGAUCUUUGGUCUUUGGUGA